GCUUACGUGUAGCUCAAAACCGCAAUCAGAACCAACUCUCUGCAUCAUGUCGGGCGAGGUGAUUCGCGACACGCAGGUGGGCACUGAGGGCGAUGACGUGCCCGACCACCUGAAUGAGGGCCGCCAGCCUCAGGAGUACGAGGGAGCCGGCACUCACAGGUUUGAGACCCGCAUGAGCGAUGAGGAGAUCUCCAAGGGCAUCAGCCGCGAUGCCCGCCGCGCGGCCGAGUUGAUGAAGAAGCAGAUGGAGCAUGACAAGACCGCCGCCCCCGUGAGCCAGCAGACCAGCGAGCAGGCACAGCAGCAGGUGCCCGUGCGGGCCGCGGGAGCGGACGUGACGGACCAGCCCAGCAGCUAGGCGGCCCGCAAGGUGGGUGCAGGUGGGCGCGCGUGGCGGCGUGGGCAAGGCGCAUGCGGGUAGCGGUUGCAGAGACAGGCCGGACAGAUGUGAGGGGCGCCUGCAGCAGCAGCACGGUGGGUGACGGAGGGGGUGCGAUGUAUGGGAGGUGACAUUUUGUACCGUAUUCCUGUCUGGGCGCUUCAAUGCGCUAGAAUCAAUCCCAGUUUGGGGACAGGUUCGAUGUGUCGGGAUGUGUGGUGUGCGAGCUAUCCCAAGCUCGGCACGUGCUCAAGUGCUGUGCAGCUCUAGGGCAUAAGCUAAGCUCUAGGUGGUGAGAGGCAUCUGGCGUCAACUUGCAAAUCACUAGGCUUCACGUCAACGGGCAGUGCAGUGUGGGCGGCUGCCCGGGGCCUUAGCGCUGGUGCCUGUCCGGAUACUGACCGCACGUCGCAUGCCUCGCUAACCUGUGGGUGCCACGCCACCUGAUUCCCGCGCUUUCACCUCAUGCAGGAGGCACUUCCAUCCCAAAUGUCUCCUCAGCUGUCGCAGCAGUGCUAUGAGGCGUGCAAGAAGAGGAGCGGGACGGAAGAGGGCAGGUGGACGUGUGAGAAUUUGCGUAGAAAGGGCCGCCUCUGUUGCGUCAAAAAAUUGUACGUACUAAAGGGUUGCUGUAAUGCGACGUGUAGUUGUACUAGGAUGCGGCCUCACGGCCAAAGGUUGGAUGCGCUCGAGCGGCCGGGAGUUUGGCGGGUUGACGCGGG
Chlamydomonas reinhardtii is the source of this 1101-nucleotide messenger RNA. RefSeq lists its product as uncharacterized. The record is from RefSeq and is a predicted model, not a curated record. The transcript is spliced from 3 exons. Bases 47 to 358 code for a protein of 103 amino acids. NCBI's taxonomy places the organism in Eukaryota, Viridiplantae, Chlorophyta, Chlorophyceae, Chlamydomonadales, Chlamydomonadaceae.